AGAAAGGUUUAUUUAAUUGAUAAUAGAAAGACAAAAAUUUUAAUGAUGGAGCUAAAUCGACCAGAUAAACCAGCUAAGUGCAUAUGGAAAGCGAAUGAGGAAAGUUCACCCCACACUAAACGGAUAGAGAUGCCAAAUCGCAACAAAAUAUUACCUGACAUUUUAAGUGCGAUUGGUCAGACACCUCUCAUUCGGCUCAAUAAUAUUCCUAAAUCUCGUGGGAUUAAGUGUGAAAUGUAUGCAAAAUGUGAAUUCUUUAAUCCUGGUGGAUCUGUAAAAGACCGAAUAGCGCAUAGAAUGAUACAGGAUGCGGAAGAAAAGGGACUGAUAAAGCCAGGAUAUACUAUCAUUGAACCAACAAGCGGCAAUACUGGAAUUGGUCUAGCGUUGGCUGCAGCAGUCAAGGGCUAUAAAUGCAUCAUUGUGAUGCCAGAGAAAAUGUCUAACGAAAAAGUUUAUGUGCUUCGUGCUCUCGGUGCAGAAAUAGUGAGAACACCAACUGAAGCCGCUUGGUAUAGUCCGGAAGGACAUAUCAGUGUUGCUCAAAAAUUGCAGAGAGAGACACCCAAUAGUAUUGUCUUAGAUCAAUAUACUAACUCUGGCAAUCCAUUAGCACAUUAUGAUCUAACUGCAACUGAACUUUGGGAACAAUGUGAUGGCAAAAUAGAUUAUGUUGUUGUUGGCGCUGGUACUGGAGGAACUAUCACCGGAAUCGGACGCAAAUUAAAGGAACUGUCCCCUGAUACAAAAAUUAUUGGUGUGGAUCCGGUAGGAAGCAUUUUGGCAUCCAAGUUGAAUAAGGAGGAUGUUGGUUUCUACGAAGUAGAGGGAAUCGGAUAUGACUUUAUACCAAUGGUCUUGGAUCACAAUGUUGUUGAUAUGUGGAUAAAAACAGGAGACUGUGAAUCACUAAACGCAGCACGUGAAUUAAUUCGUCAGGAGGGAUUAUUGUGUGGCGGUAGCAGUGGAGCGGCACUUUCAGCGGCAAUUAAAAUCGCUAAAAAUCUGCCGGCAGAUAAACGUUUGAUCAUUCUUUUGCCAGAUGGCAUACGCAAUUACAUGACAAAGUUCGUAUCGGAUCAAUGGAUGGAAGCUAGAGAUUUUUUGACAUGCAAAGCUUCAAUAGAGGUAAACAAAUGGUGGUGGAAUAUACCGUUAUUGAAUUUAACAUUAAAUAAGCCUACAAUAUUAUCAAAAGGAAUGUCAUGUCAAGAUGCUGUGAAUUUUUUUAAAACUGCUAACAAUAUUCAACAAUUAUUGGUAACUGAUGACGAGAAAAUACACGUGAGAGGUGUUAUCAUGUCAGACGUGCUCCUGUCUAAUUUGAUUUCUGGUGCAGUAAAGCAAACAGAUUGUGCCAAGAAAGUUAUGAUCAAGCAAUUUACGAAAGUUACAGUUGCGAUUACAUUGGGCAAACUAUCACAUAUUCUUGAAAAAGAAUCUUAUGCCGUAGUUUUAAACAACGACAAUGCUUUAGUCGGGAUAGUAAAUCAAAAUGAUAUUUUCAAUUUCAUAAUGAAGGGCGAUAAUACAGCACAGAAUAAUAGCAUUAUGUAAAAUUCGUCCAUGUAGUUAUAUUUGAUAAAGCAAGAUUGUCAUUUAUGCAAUAUCUGCAUAUUUGUAUAAGGGAGAAGAUUAGAUAUAAGAACGAUUGAAUUGCGGAAUUUCUUGCAACAUUAUAUCGGAUGCUAUUAUUUUUUGUAUCUAUGCAAUCUUGUAAAAAAUAAUUCACUACGUAUAUGUGUGAAAUGAAAAAAAGGGGCCAAUGGACAAAAUUGUAUACCUAUCUAAAAUUUUUAAUAUAAUGAUAUAAUUUUUCUUAGGGUUUCUCAGCAUUUGUAAAUUUCAAGCAUUUAAGUUUUAUAUAUCCAUUUUUGUAAUAAUUUUGUAAAUUAUGGAACUGUGCAAAUAAAAGUGUAA
Molecule: messenger RNA, 1920 nt
Organism: Formica exsecta
Lineage: Eukaryota; Metazoa; Arthropoda; Insecta; Hymenoptera; Formicidae
Gene: Cbs
Product: cystathionine beta-synthase
Exons: 5
Coding region: 43-1557 (504 amino acids)
Cellular component (GO): cytoplasm
Molecular function (GO): cystathionine beta-synthase activity; cysteine synthase activity
Source: RefSeq, a predicted model, not a curated record